AUGACGUCCGAUGGGGCAACUUCGACGUCAGCUGCACUUGCGGCAAAUGCAAGGAGGAAGCCGUCGUGGAAGGAGAGAGAGAACAAUAGGAGGAGAGAGAGGAGGAGAAGAGCUAUAGCUGCAAAAAUAUUUACUGGGCUAAGGGCUCAAGGGAAUUAUAAUCUGCCUAAAUAUUGUGACAAUAACGAGGUGUUAAAAGCGCUCUGUGCUGAGGCUGGUUGGGUUGUUGAAGAAGAUGGAACUACUUAUCGCAAGGGACACAGGCCACCUCCAAUUGAGAUGGUAGGUACUUCGACGAGAGUAACUCCAUACUCAUCCCAAAAUCCCAGUCCGCUGUCUUCAUCGUUUCCUAGCCCGAUUCCUUCCUACCAAGUCAGUCCCUCCUCCUCUUCAUUUCCUAGCCCGACUCGUGGUGAUAACAAUGCCUCUUCUAAUCUCCUUCCAUUCCUUCGAAGUGCCAUUCCGUCGUCUCUUCCUCCUCUCCGAAUCUCAAACAGUGCCCCUGUAACCCCACCUCUCUCGUCCCCGACCUCAAGAAAUCCCAAGCCAAUUCCCAACUGGGAUUUCAUUGCCAAACAAUCCAUGGCCUCCUUCAACUACCCUUUCAAUGCCGUGUCUGCCCCGGCUAGCCCAACUCAUCGUCAGUUUCAUGCUCCAGCCACUAUACCUGAAUGUGAUGAGUCUGAUACAUCCACCGUUGAGUCUGGUCAGUGGAUAUGCUUUCAAAAGUUUGUACCUUCUGUGGCUGCAGCAAUGCCAACCUCUCCUACCUAUAAUCUUGUGAAACCUGUGGCUCAGCAAAUUUUGUCGAACAAUUGGGUCAAAGAGAAUGGAAUGCCCAUGGAUUUUGAGUUUGGUGGUGAACAGGUGAAACCAUGGGAGGGAGAGAGGAUUCAUGAAGUAGGAGUAGAUGAUCUAGAGCUCACACUUGGAAGUAGCAAGCCUCGGAGUUAG
Molecule: messenger RNA, 954 nt
Organism: Dovyalis caffra
Lineage: Eukaryota; Viridiplantae; Streptophyta; Magnoliopsida; Malpighiales; Salicaceae
Source: the annotation of a GenBank genome assembly